CCGAGCGGCGUGCUCCUGGGAAUAUGUGCGGCCAUUCUUCUUCUUCUCAGGUCGGUCCUUCCAGUGAUGACGUCAUGCUAGCAACACCUGCUCAUGCUUAACAAGGUGUGUUGGCAGGUUGGGUUUUUUUACCCCCCUUUCUUCGCAGACUCGGGGCGAAACCGAGGCGUCAUGGGCGCGGGAACACAAGUCCGACUCCUGCUGUGGAAGAACUGGACCGUUCGCCGGAGACAAACGGUGCGUUUCUUCAUGGAGAUCAUGUGGCCUAUCAUUCUGUUCAUGGGGCUGGUGUGGCUGCGAAGAGUCAACCCGCUGUACCGCCAACAUGAAUGUCACUUCCCCAACAAGGCCAUGCCCUCAGCGGGGGUGCUGCCGUGGAUCCAAGGGAUCUUCUGCAAUGCCAACAACCCUUGCUUCCAGUACCCCACCCGCGGUGAAUCACCUGGCUUGGUGUCCAACUACAACAACUCGAUAUUGGCUCGGUUUUACUCCGAUUCCCAGGAGCUUCUUUUUGUUGAUCCAAAGCUUCUCCCUCUGGGACGCCUCUGGAGUGAAGUGAGAGCCAUGAGUAACCUGAUGGACACGCUGCGUACCCGCCCUGAACUGAUCUCAGGCCGUGGAGUACAGGUGGAGUCCAUCCUAAAGGACGACGAGACUCUGACAUCCUUCCUUCUAAGGGACGUUCCUCUCAGCGAGGCUGUGGUCAAUGAGCUUGUCAGUGCCCGGAUCAGGCCAGAACAGUUUGUCUUCGGGGUUCCAGACAUCCACUUAAAGGACAUCGCCUGCAGCUUGAACUUUCUAGAACGGUUCCUGAUUUUCCCGAACCGCUGGGGACUCCACGCCGUCCGCAAUGCCAUAUGCAGCCUCACCCCCCAGCGGCUGCAGAUCAUAGAGGACAAGUUUUACGCCAACAUGGACAUAUUCAAGCUCUUCCGGGUGCUUCCCCGUGUUGUGGACAAUCACUCUGAGGGCAUCAACAUCCACUUCUGGCUGCAGGUGGUGUCCGCUGCCAGCGACAAACUGCAAGAGUUGCUCGGGAGAAGCAGCACCCGGGAACUCCUGCAGGUGAUGACACCUCUCUUCCAGAGAGAUGUCUCCUUCAGGCAGGUGAUGACCGCCGCCUCCAGCCUGGUGUGCGGCUACACCGAGGGGGCCUUCUCCCGCGUGGCCUCCUUCAACUGGUACGAGGACAACAACUACAAAGCUUUCCUGGGCAUCAACGGGACCAGAAGACGUGGCCGACAUGUUCACGACAACAGCACCACUGAGUUCUGCCGUGAUCUGAUGAGCGAGCUGGAGUCCAACCCUGCCACCAGGGUCGUGUGGAACUCACUGAAGCCCAUGUUGAUGGGCAAGAUCCUCUACGCCCCCGACUCGCCUGCCGUCAGAACCAUCAUAAGAAAUGCCAACUCGACAUUUGAAGAGCUGCGACGGUUCAAGACGAUGGGGAAGGCCUGGGAAGAAGUGGCUCCCCAGAUCUGGGCUUUCUUCCAAGACGGAGUCCAGGUCAAAAUGAUACGGGACAUUUUGCAGAACCCGUCGUUGAUGGAUUUUAUCGACCGGAGUCUCGAGGAGGCGCCGUUCUCCGCCAAACACAUCCUCAACUUCCUGCACAACGGACCAUCUGAGGACCGACCAGCCGCUAUGCCAGAUUUUGAUUGGCGGGACAUCUUCAACCUUACUGACCGAGUCAUCGGGAUGCUCAAUCAGUACGGAGACUGUCUGGUCUUGGAUAAAUUUGUGCCUCUGCCGGACGAAGACGCGGUAACUCAUCGGGCCUUGGACCUGCUGCAGGACGGCAAGUUCUGGGCCGGCCUGGUCUUUGUGAACCUGCACCCUUGGAGCGCCCAAGUCCCGCCUCAUGUGAAGUUCAAGAUCCGUAUGGAUAUCGAUUCCGUGGAGCGGACCAAUAAAGUCAAAGACAGGUAUUGGGACCCAGGCCCUAGGGCCGACCCCAUGGACGACCUGCGCUACGUUUGGGGCGGUUUUGCUUACCUUCAGGAUAUCCUGGAACACGGGAUCAUCCGCACUCAGACUGGGAAGGAAUGGCCGCUGGGUGUUUACCUGCAACAGAUCCCUUACCCUUGUUAUGUGGAUGACCUCUUCAUGCUCACUCUCAACCGCUGCUUUCCGGUCUUCAUGGUCCUGGCCUGGGUCUACUCCGUGUCCAUGGUGGUGAAGAGCAUCGUCCUGGAGAAGGAGCUGCGUCUGAAGGAGACCCUCAAGGUGAUGGGGGUCUCCAACGGCGUCAUCUGGUCCACCUGGUUCAUCGACAGCUUCCUCGUGAUGGGCACCAGCACGGCUCUGCUGACGGCCGUCAUCACGGGAGGACGUGUACUGAACUACAGCAACCCCCUCAUCCUCUUCAUCUUCCUCCUGGCCUUCACCACGGCCACCAUCAUGCAGUGCUUCCUCCUCAGCGUCUUCUUCAACCACGCCAACCUGGCGGCGGCCUGCUGCGGCAUCAUCUACUUCGCGCUCUACCUGCCGCACCUCUUCUGCUUCGCCUGGCAAGAUCGCCUCACCAAGGACAUGAAGAUCCUGGUGAGUCUGCUGUCCCAAGUUGCAUUUGGUUUCGGGACAGAGUACCUGUCCCGUUACGAGGAACAAGGUCAGGGUCUGCAGUGGGACAACAUACAGACCAGUCCUCUGGAGGGGGACGAAUUCUCCUUCCUCACCUCAAUCUGCAUGAUGGCUGUGGACACGCUGCUCUACGCGGUCCUGGCCUGGUACCUGGACAACAUCUUCCCUGGCCAGUAUGGAAUUGGCCGGCCGUUUUACUUCCCUCUCAUGCCAUGUUAUUGGUUCAAUACUGUGGCUCCAGAAACAGACAACAGCCAUAAACAUGAGCUGUCCAAGAAAGGAUUUGAUGACCCAGCGUGCAAGGAGCAAGGAGAAGUCCAGAAAACCCCGGAGAAACCUAAAACUGGUGGCCACCAGGAUGAGAAGCAAGAAACUGACGGCCAGCCGUUCUUCGAGGCGGAACCAGCAGACCUGGUAAAGGGUGUGUGUAUCCAGAACCUAGUCAAGGUGUUCGGCAGUAGCCCCAGACCUGCUGUGAACGGCCUCACCCUCAGCUUCUUUGAGAACCAGAUCACUGCCUUCCUCGGGCACAACGGCGCCGGCAAAACCACCACCAUGUCCAUUCUGACGGGUAUGUUCCCACCCACGUCAGGCACCGCCACCAUUUACGGGAAAGACAUCCGCACAGAAAUGGACAGCAUUCGCUCGUCUCUUGGAAUGUGCCCACAGCACAACACCCUGUUUCAACACAUGACUGUCGCUGAGCACAUCCUCUUCCACUCGCUGCUGAAAGGCCGUCAGAAAGCAGAAGCCGAGCAAGAGGUGGAGGACAUGCUGCAAGACUUGGGUCUCCCCCACAAACGAGACGAACUGACCCAGAAUCUGUCGGGAGGCAUGCAGAGGAAGUUGUCAGUGGCGCUGGCGUUUGUUGGCGGUGCAAAGGUGGUGAUCCUGGAUGAACCCACAUCCGGGGUGGACCCUUACUCCAGACGCUCCAUCUGGGACCUGCUGCUCAAAUAUCGUACAGGUUGUACAGUCAUCAUGUCCACCCACCACAUGGACGAGGCCGACUUGCUGAGUGACCGGGUGGCCAUCAUCUCUCAGGGGCGCCUCCACUGCUGCGGCUCCCCCAUCUUUCUCAAGAACUGUUUCGGCGCCGGCUUCUACCUCACGCUGGUGCGAAGGAUGAAGUACGCCACUCCGAAGACCGCCGACCCUCAGGCUGAUGCUGAGGCCUGUACCAAGACUUGCUCCUGUUUGUGCGCCAAGUGUUUGAAGCUUGACGCCGACCGAGAGGAAACGCCGACUCCGGACAAACACAUGGACGGUAACAUUGAACGCAUCACCGCCCUGGUGCAUCAUCACGUGCCGCAAGCCCGCCUGAUCGAGGCCAUCGGCCAGGAGAUGACCUACCUGCUCCCAAGUCACGACUUCCAACCCCGGGCCUACGCCAGCCUGUUCAGGGAGCUGGAGGAGACCUUGGAGGACAUCGGCCUCAGCAGCUUCGGCGUGUCUGACACGUCGCUGGAAGAGAUUUUCCUCAAAGUAACAGCUGAUGGCCACGCAAGCAACAAGAAAAGCGUUCCAGACAAUAAAUCCCUUCAGCAGAACUCUCGAGCGAGUCUCUGUGGAUUCAACCGAGUGGCAAUUGCCAUGGAGCCACCUGAAGGGUCAGACGGGCCUCCGCCCACCGCCGACCCGUGUAAAGGUCCGGAAGGGGGGCGAGGGUCCUACCAGGUCCGAGGUCUUUGCCUGGCCAUCAAACAGUUCUUGGCACUGCUGAUCAAGAGGCUGCAUCACACCGCUCGCUCCUGCAAAGACUUCUUCGCUCAGAUUGUCUUACCAGCCAGUUUUGUUUUCCUGGCGUUGUCGUUCACCUUGAUCGUGCCGCCCUUUGGGGAGUAUCCAGGUGUCACGCUCAGUCCCUGGAUGUAUGGCAGACAGUACACCUUCUUCAGCAACGAACGUCCGCUGGAUGCUCAGAUGAGACAUUUAGGCGAGGUCUUGUUGGACAAGCCCGGCUUUGGGACACGCUGCAUGGCGGACGAACCUCUGGAAGACUUCCCGUGUAACAACAUCACCACAGACUGGGAGAUGCCCCCCGCUGACCCCUCGCUGAUUGAGACCCUGGCCGACCCCGGGUGGACCCCCCUCAGACCGUCUCCAGACUGCCAGUGCAGCACAGACCGGAAGCUCACCAUGCUGCCCACGUGCCGCCAAGGAGCCGGAGGCCUGCCACCCCCGCAGAGGAUCCAGUCCACGGGGGACGUCCUGCUGGAUCUAACGGGCAGGAACAUCUCGGACUACCUGGUGAAGACCUACCCCGAGCUCAUCAAAACCAGCUUGAAGAGCAAAUAUUGGGUGAACGAGCAAAGGUAUGGGGGAAUAUCAGUCGGAGGUCAACUUCCUGUUUUGGAUCUGGAGCCAAAGUUCCUCCAGGAAGCAGCAGUUCAACUGGGACUACUGCUCAAUGUCACCGGGGGCGACCACUGCAAAGAAACUCUGAGGGAAAUCGGCCCGUUCCUCAGGUACUUGGAGACCCGGGACAAUGUCAAGGUGUGGUACAACAACAAGGGCUGGCACGCCAUGGUGUCGUUCCUCAACGUGGCCAACAACGCCAUCCUCCGCGCCAACCUGCCGGCGGGCGCCCACCUGGACCAACACGGCAUCACGGUCACCAACCAUCCUCUGAAUCUCACCAAAGAGCAGCUGUCCGAGGUCACGGUCUUGAACACGUCGGUGGACGCCGUGGUGGCCAUAUGCGUCAUCUUCGCCAUGUCCUUCGUCCCCGCCAGCUUCGUCCUCUACCUCAUCCAGGAGCGGGUCACCCAGGCUAAACACCUGCAGUUCGUCAGCGGGGUCAGCCCCCUCGUCUACUGGACGGCCAACUUCCUCUGGGACAUGCUGAAUUACUCCGUCAGCGCGCUGAUGGUGGUGCAGAUUUUCAUCUUUUUCGACAAGAAGUGCUACACCUCAGCUGCCAACCUGCAGCCGCUCAUUGCACUGCUCAUGCUUUAUGGCUGGUCAGUCACACCCAUGAUGUACCCCAUGUCCUACGUCUUCAGCGUCCCCAGCACAGCCUACGUGUCCUUGUCCUGCCUCAACCUCUUCAUCGGCAUCAACAGCAGCGCCAUCACCUUCAUCCUCGACCUUUUCGAGGGCACCACCGCUCUGUACAAGUUCAACCAGCUGCUGAAGACGGUGUUGCUGGUCUUCCCCCACUACUGCCUGGGCAGGGGCCUCAUAGACAUGGCCAUCAACCAGGCGGUGACCGACAUCUUCACCCGCUUCGGUGAGGAUCACAGUCCAGACCCUUACGACUGGGACUUCAUCGGGAAGAACCUGUUCUGCAUGGCACUGGAGGGAUUCUUCUACUUCCUCCUGAACAUUCUGUGCCAGUACCGCUUCUUCCUGGACCACUGGGUGCCAGAUGCCCCGAAGCCUUCUAUUCCGGACGAAGACUUGGACGUGGCCGAGGAAAGAGAGAGAAUAUAUAGAAGCAGAAAAACGAAUGAUAUUCUACAUGUACGAGACCUUUCGAAGAUAUACACAGGAACUAUGACUCCUGCAGUGGAUCAAAUCUGUAUUGGAGUCUCACCAGGAGAGUGUUUUGGUCUCCUUGGGGUGAACGGCGCGGGGAAGACCACCACGUUUAAGAUGUUAACCGGAGACACCGAGGUCACCUCAGGAGAGGCCUCGGUCACCGGCCACAGCAUUUUGACCAACAUCCUGGACGUCCACCAAAACAUGGGCUACUGCCCGCAGUUCGACGCCAUCGAUGAGUUGCUGACUGGAAGAGAACACCUUCACCUCUACGCUCGCCUCCGCGGGGUCCCCGAGGCGGAGAUCAGCCGGAUAGCGGAGUGGGCCAUCCAGAAGCUGGGUCUGGCCGAGUACGCCGGACAAAGCGCCGGCACCUACAGCGGCGGGAACCGCAGGAAACUGUCAACAGCCAUCGCCAUGAUCGGCUGUCCCGCUCUGGUCCUGCUGGAUGAACCCACCACAGGCAUGGACCCGCUGUCCAGGCGCUUCCUCUGGAGCUCCAUCGUGAGCGUGAUCCAGGAGAAACGAGCUGUCGUCCUCACCUCACACAGCAUGGAGGAAUGUGAGGCGCUCUGCACACGUCUGGCCAUCAUGGUCAACGGCUCCUUCAAGUGUCUCGGAACCAUUCAGCAACUCAAAUACAAGUUUGGCGAUGGCUACGUGGUGACCAUGAAGAUCAGGGCCGCCAAGGCCGGCUGCGCCCCCGAUCUGAACCCGGCCGAAGCCUUCAUGGAGAGCACCUUCCCCGGCUGCGUCCAGAGGGAAAAACACUACAACACCCUGCAGUACAAGAUCGCCUCUUCCUCCCUGGCAAGGAUCUUCCAGAUGGUCCUGGCCAACAAAGACCAGCUCAACAUCGAGGACUACUCGGUGUCACAGACCACUCUCGAUCAGGUCUUUGUGAAUUUUGCCAAACAGCAAUCAAGAGAAGACGAGGCCAUAGUUCUGCACCCGAAAGCUGCCGGGGCACAGCACGGUGGUCAGGGCACCCCCGUGAAGAGACUCAGGAAGUAAAGAAGCUUUACUUGCUUUGGGAGGCGAUCGUACUUGACGGACGUAGCUUUUUGGGGUUCGGGGCCCAAUCCUUGUUUUCGUAGGCAGAACCACCAAGCGCGUUACAAGAAGGUGGAAGAAGACAAAGUGGUAACGGCGUACAUUUCGGACAAAGUUUAAUUGUUGCACAUCACUUGUUUACAUUAAUGAAGUCCGAGUAGAGCCUCAGUCUGCCUGGUCAUGGUAGUCCGCAAAGGUUCAAUCGAAGCAACCGGAGUCCGUGUUCGUUGAAGAUGUUUCUCCUUAUUUCAGCCGUGUGAAAUAUCCGCGGAAACCGCAUAUAUUUAAACAUUAAUUACCAACAUUUUGUAGUGUGUAAGGAUGGGAGUCGAAGGAGAAGUGUCCAAAGAUGGGGCUAACUCUGUGUUCUUUUUAGGCAAUCCGGCGGUAUCAAGACAUCCGUGGCUUCUUAGUCUAACACAGAACACUGGAAAUGUUUCACAUGAAAACCCGUCCGACCGGAACUCUAGCAAUAACAAAAGUUCCGUGGGUGAAUAAUCCAUCCAUCUUCUUCCACUUAUCCGAGGUCGUGUCGCAUGGGCAGCAGCCACUUUGUCCAGCUCUUCCCGGGGAAUUCCGAGGCGUUCCCAGGCCAGCCGGGAGACAUAGUCUUCCCAACGUGUCCUGGGUCUUCUCUGUGGCCUCCUACCGGUCGGACGUGACCGAAACACCUCCCUAGGUAGGCGUUCGGAUGGCAUCCUGACCAGAUGCCCGAACCACCUCAUCUGGGUCCUCUCGAUGUGAAGGAGCAGUGGCUUUAGUUUGAGUUCCUCCCGGAUGACAGAGCUUCUCACCCUAUCUCUAAGGGAGAGCCCCGCCACCCGGCGGAGGAAACUCAUUUCGGCCGCCUGUACCCGUGAUCUUGUCCUUUCGGUCAUAACCCGAAGCUCAUGACCAUAGGUGAGGAUGGGAACGUAGAUCGGCCGGUAAAUCGAUAGCUUUGCUUUCCGGCUCAGCUCCUUCUUCACCACGACGGAUCGAUUCAACGUCCGCUUUACUGAAGACGCCGCACCGAUCCGCCUGUCGAUUUCACGAUCCACUCUUCCCUCACUCGUGAACAAGACUCCGGGGUACUUGAACUCCUCCACUUGGGGCAGGGUUUCCUCCCCAACCCGUAGAUGGAACUCCACCCUGGAAAUGUGUCCCGUCCAACCAGAACUCUCGCAUUAACAAAAGUUCCGUGGGUGAAUAAUCCAUCCAUCUUCUUCCACUUAUCCGAGGUUGUGUCGCAGGGGCAGCAGCCACUUUGUCCAGCUCUUCCCGGGGAAUCCCGAGGCGUUCCCAGGCCAGCCGGGAGACAUAGUCUUCCCAACGUGUCCUGGGUCUUCCCCGUGGCCUCCUACCGGUCGGACGUGUCCGAAACACCUCCCUAGGUAGGCGUUCGGAUGGCAUCCUGACCAGAUGCCCGAACCACCUCAUCUGACUCCUCUCGAUGUGGAGGAGCAGUGGCUUUACUUUGAGUUCCUCCCGGAUGACAGAGCUUCUCACCCUAUCUCUAAGGGAGAGAUCCGCCAUCCGGCGGAGGAAACUCAUUUCGGCCGCCUGUACCCGUGAUCUUGUCCUUUCGGUCAUAACCCAAAGCUCAUGACCAUAGGUGAGGAUGGGAACGUAGAUCGACCGGUAAAUCGAUAGCUUUGCUUUCCGGCUCAGCUCCUUCUUCACCACGACGGAUCGAUUCAACGUCCGCUUUACUGAAGACGCCGCACCAUUCCGCCUGUCGAUUUCACGAUCCACUCUUCCCUCACUCGUGAACAAGACUCCGGGGUACUUGAACUCCUCCACUUGGGGCAGGGUUUCCUCCCCAACCCGUAGAUGGAACUCCACCCUGGAAAUGUGUCCCGUCCAACCAGAACUCUCGCAUUAACAAAAGUUCCGUGGGUGAAUAAUCCAUCCAUCUUCUUCCACUUAUCCGAGGUCGUGUCGCAUGGGCAGCAGCCACUUUGUCCAGCUCUUCCCGGGGAAUUCCGAGGCGUUCCCAGGCCAGCCGGGAGACAUAGUCUUCCCAACGUGUCCUGGGUCUUCUCUGUGGCCUCCUACCGGUCGGACGUGACCGAAACACCUCCCUAGGUAGGCGUUCGGAUGGCAUCCUGACCAGAUGCCCGAACCACCUCAUGUGGCUCCUCUCAAUGUGGAGGAGCAGUGGCUUUAGUUUGAGCUCCUCCCGGAUGACAGAGCUUCUCACCCUAUCUCUAAGGGAGAGACCCGCCACCCGGCGGAGGAAACUCAUUUCGGCCGCCUGUACCCGUGAUCUUGUCCUUUCGGUCAUAACCCAAAGCUCAUGACCAUAGGUGAGGAUGGGAACGUAGAUCGACCGGUAAAUCGAUAGCUUUGCUUUCCGGCUCAGCUCCUUCUUCACCACGACGGAUCGAUUCAACGUCCGCUUUACUGAAGACGCCAGACCGAUCCGCCUGUCGAUCUCACGAUCCACUCUUCCCUCACUCGUGAACAAGACUCCGGGGUACUUGAACUCCUCCACUUGGGGCAGGGUUUCCUCCCCAACCCGGAGAUGGCACUCCACCCUGGAAAAGCCGUCCAACCAGAACUCUCGCAAUAACCAAAGUUCUGUGGGUGAAUAAUGUCCAUCCAUUUUCUUCCGCUUAUCCGAGGUCUGGUCGCAGGGGCAGCAGCCUGAGUAUGGCAAGCUCAAACUUCCCUCUCUUCAGCCACUUCUUCUUGUUCAUAGAGCCCAGUGGGAAGUAGUCUAACUUGCUGGUGACCAAGGCAUUGGUUAUGAUCAAAGAUUUUGACCCUAUUCCUUUGAUUUUGGCAAUGUUCGUAGCUGGUAAAAAGCUGCAGAUGUUACUGACUUAACGCGGAGUGCCUGAGUCCCCGAGAUUUCUAACCUGAUUGUUAGGUUUCCGAGACAUGGUCUGGAGUUGACUGAACAUGUUCUCUCUUCUUCUAUGAGCCCAAGACCAUGAUUCCCCAGGUAGAGUGGUCACCAACCAGCGACACGCCCAUUAGGUAUAUCUAGAAACGGAGACUUCACACCUCCAUUUCUGGGUUUCUGGUGAAACAUCUUCAACAGGAAGAGUCUAGUUGCCUCGAUUCAACUUCGGUGCAUAAAUGAAUAUCUGAAAUUAAGGCCAAAAGUGCUUACUUUUGUUCCUUGGCUUUUUUGUGUUAAGCCCAUGUGUUUGUCUCAUAAUAUGCAUUCUAGAACCCCAAAACCAGGUAAGUUAACUCUUUGUGUAAAUGGUAAAUAAAAACAGAAUACAAUGAUUUGCUAAACCUUUUCAACUUAUAUUCAAUUGACUAAACUGCUAAGACGAGAUAAUUAAUGUUCACACUUGAAAACUUCAUUUUUUUGGGGCAAAUAAUCAUUUACUUAGCAAAAACAUUUUUUUUUUACCACUGUGUUACAUGGCCUUUCCUUUAAACAACAUUUAGUAAAUGUUUGGGAACUGAGGAGACCAACUUUUGAAGCUUUACAGGUUGAAUUAUUUCCCAUUCUGGCUGGAUGUACAGCUUAAGUUGUUCCGACUGUUCACACCAAAUACUAAAUACUGCAUGUUUAAAUGUUGGUGUGGUCAUCCGUGUUUUGUCCUUCAUCAUAUACACACAUGUUUCCUCUUUGGUCCGGAGGACACGACGCCCACAUUUUCCGAAAACUAUUUGAAAUGUGGACUCGUCAGACCACAGAACACCUUUCCACUUUGCAUCGGUCCAUCUUAGAUGAGCUCGGGUUCAGCGAAGCCGGCGGCGUUGCUGGGUGUUGUUGAUAAAUGGCUUUCGCUUUACAUAGUAGAGUUUUAACUUGCACUUACAGUCGUAGCGAUGAACUGUAGUUACUGACAGUUGUUUUCUGAAGUGUUCCUGAGCCCAUGUGGUGAUAUCCUUUACACCACGGGUCUCAGACUCCAAUUGCGGCCCGCGAGACGUUAUUUUGCGGCCCCCACCUUAAUAUGAAAGUUUAAAGCCAGUGUGGCCCGCUAGUUUUAUAUGAAUGGUGUUUGACAGCGUUGUGUGCGGAGCUGAAGGAAUCUACCACUCACGGUGUGGUAUAUGGCUCUCAAGGGCCAAACAUUGACAUCACUUGCAUGAUGCAAGCAGAGAAACGUUUUGCCGAUUUUCCACUAGACCUGCAUGCGCUCUUUCUCCCUCGCCCGCCCGCCUGCUCGUUCUGUCAAUCUCGCUCUCUCGCUCCCCCGACGCCGAUGUAAACAGUCCGGGCGGGGGGAGAUGAGAGGCCCGGUAGCUUCCGAAGCACUCCGCCGAAGGACCGAGCGACAAUACAAAACUGUGAUGCACUGGACCCCAGCGCUGAUACUUCGAUAGAGAGUAUGUUAGUCGUGAUGUUAGCCCGUUCGGGGCUAAUUGUGCUACCGUGACUGUAAACUCUGCAAGCAACCCCCCCGCCCCCAGCCCCAAAGUAAAUUGAGUUUGAGACCCCUGCUUUACACACUGAUGUCGCUUUUUGACGCAGUACCGCCUGAGGGAUCGAAGGUCCGUAAUAUCAUGGCUUACGUGCACUGAUUUCUCCAAAAUUCCUUGCAGCAGCUGGUUGAGAAAUCUUGUUUUUAAACUGUUGGACAAUUUGCUUACGCAUUUGUUCACAAAGCGGCAAACCUUGUUUGGGAACGACUGAGAAUUUCACGUAAGCUGCUUUUCUACCCAAUCAUGGCAUCCACCUGUUCCCAAUUAGCCUGUUCACCUGUGGGAUCUUCCAAAUAAGUUUUUAAUGAGCAUUCCUCAACUUUCUCGGUUGAAGCGUGUCUGGGUGUUGUUGAUAAAUGGCUGUGGCUUUGCAUAGUAGAGUGUAAACAUGACAUAUCUUGUCUUUGCAGUCUAUUCAAUUGAAUAUGAGUUGAAAAUGAUUUGCUAAAUAUUAUAUCCUAUUUUUAUUUACCAAUUACACAACGUGACAACUUCACUGGUUUUGGGUUUCGUACUUAAAAUGAGAUAAUCUGUCCGUUUUUUUUCUUUGUCAAAGACACUUUUGACCUCGAUUUUGGUGCCGGACUCGACUAUAAAACGCAGUUCAACCCUUCGAAUGGCACCUUAAAUAUGUGAAGAAGUGGAAAAACUCUGCAGUUUUUCAAGGACUGUCUUUGUAGCAAUGACUGUGCCUGCAGACAGCCCCGGACUGUAGGACCAGGACCAAGGCGCUCAGUAAGUGGGAAUUGCUUUUAAUUCAGAUGCCAAGCUUUUUUUUUGCCUUUUUAGUUACACGAACGAAGCAUGUGAAACAUAAUAUAGUCUUAGCACUUUAUGCAAAAAUAAUCAACCGUUUUUUUUAAUGUAAAACAUUUGCAGCUUGCAAAAGCUAAUUGUUGUUCAGUGCAUUUCAACACUUUUCGAUAUCAGCCUCAUGCAGGGUUUUUUGUUUUGUUUUUCACUUUUUGCGCUUUUUCAGACAUGAAUGUAAUGUUCCUGGAACCAACAACCAAAUAAAUAAAGAUAAUUUCCCUAUGACCAUUUACUUACCGUAAUUU
Messenger RNA from Nerophis ophidion (straightnose pipefish), 12554 nucleotides. RefSeq names its product retinal-specific phospholipid-transporting ATPase ABCA4-like. NCBI's taxonomy places the organism in Eukaryota, Metazoa, Chordata, Actinopteri, Syngnathiformes, Syngnathidae. The transcript is spliced from 50 exons. The coding region runs from base 94 to 7080 and encodes 2328 amino acids. Gene Ontology annotation, cellular component: intracellular membrane-bounded organelle; membrane. The record is from RefSeq and is a predicted model, not a curated record. Gene Ontology annotation, biological process: transmembrane transport; lipid transport. Gene Ontology annotation, molecular function: ATP binding; ATP hydrolysis activity; lipid carrier activity.